CGCGCUCGCGCUCGGCGUGAUAGGCGGUCGCAUGCAUGGUCAGCGCGACAAGUACCACUAGAACAUUCGAUAUCAUAUGUCGACGUGUGUCGCCCACCCAUAUAGCGCCGUCGUCGGUAACGCCGGCGGGGGCGAGGGAGUCUCUUACAGCUCGUCGCCGCCGUGCACUUCUGACUGUUUUUGCCAACUCCACCACGGGACACCUUCAAUUCGCGCGUCCGUCAGGCAAUGCAAGGGAGCCAUUAGCGAAGUACACAUUUCAUACUGCAGAUGGAAGACUGGUCAACGCUGAAACUGAAGCCAUCAACGAUGAAUAUCGCGUCAAGGUGGAAGUCGCGGAACACGUCAACUAUGAUAUCAUUGGCAAGCCGAAUAAGUCAAGCCUGACACACCUCUCCAUCCACUGGGGCCUGCAUCGCGAGUGGCUUGACGAAUGGUUGUGUUUACCAGAUCUUCCACGGGGCCAUGAAUUCGAUGAUGUCGACAGCAGCAGACCUGCGAUGCGAACUUCUCUAGCGACACGCCCAGGAGAUGAAAUAUUUUUUCGUGGUGGAUUCCCGAUGCGCUCUGCGCAAGCCAAAUUCGAGAUUCCUGCUUACUUUGCACCACUUGAACUUGAUUUUGUCCUCGUGCGCAAAGAUCCAGUCACCAACAUUGAGAGCAUUGAUGGACCGAGAACAAAUAAUACACGGCAUGCAAGUACAUUUGCGUUGCCACUGGGCAUGGCAGCUGGAGUACCUGCCCCUCUCGGUGCCUCUCGGCUAUCGCCUGAAAGAAUGGGUCCAGGUUGGGUAAACUUUGCGUUGCAUUCUGCGACGGCAACAAAGGUAACCCUCAUCCUGCAGUGGACCAACUGUGGUGAAGCCCCAGAAACGUUAGAACUAGCGCUCAAUCCCACGACUCACAGAACAGGUGACAUCUGGCACGUCGCGCUUCCUUUUGGCAUGCAAGAAAGCGUUCUCCCAGUCCCGGUGCAAGGAUAUUUCACGGAUAAGUACCCUAUGCAAACUACCACUACUACAGCUGUGUUGUACGGAUAUAAGUGUGAUGGAGACACCACGCAAGACGGUUGGCGAUUUCAUCCAGCGCAAGUUAUGUUCGACCCGCGAGCAAGUCUGUUAGUGCCACCACUUGGUCCUUUCCCAGAUCCAAACACGAUUGUUCCAAGGUAUAUGGGCUCCCUUACUGACGUGUUGAAUGAUGGUGCUUUCCAGCUUGCAAAGUACAGGGCGCAAGAUUUUGUAGUCACAACAGCACAUGUGCGGCAGAUUCCGGCGCAGGAGGUGAUUUAUGAACUCUCAGUCUCGGACUUUACUGCGCACACUAGUGCUUAUCUCCCGCCUGGACAGGCAGGAACAUUUGCUGGGGUGCUAUCCAAAGUUGACUACAUCGUUAGCACCGGUGUAACGACAGUCUUGCUUCAAUCUGUAUUCACUCCCGGGAAUAUGCAUAUUGGUGUCUCUUCAGAAGGGGCGCCCAUUAGUUUUUUUGCGCCCAACCCGGCAUAUGCCAAGUCAGGUGGUAGCCUGGCUGUGCAUGAACUGCGGGAAAUGGUUCGUGGACUGCAUUCGCAUGGUAUUGAAGUGUUAAUGCACACAGUAUUGACAUAUAUGGGCGAAGGAACAGAUAUGGACCCUAACAGUGCCAGUCUCCGCGGCAUUGAUCCAGUCAGUUACUACAAGGUUGGGUACUCAGGAGUUUUGGAGGCAAAUGAAUGUGCGCUGGGAGCCGCAGUGCUCGACUCGAAGUCUACAGCAACUCAGGGACUCAUUUUGGACGCCCUUCGUCACUGGCGCACAGCUUUUGGCAUCGACGGUUUCAUAUUGCACAGUAGCUGUGACUGUGGUGAUUCUGCGUGUCAGGCAAGUCUGCAUCCGGUGGUCCUUGAGUCAAUUGCACUAGAUCCAGUGCUAGGCGGUGUAGGAAAAGGAGCUAGCGUGCGCGUGUUUCUCGGUCCAGGAAGGAAUCCAACGUUAUCUCCGCAUCACUUCGGAGGUUUUGGAGAGGUGAACGCUUCAUAUGGCGAUGGCAUUGCGCAGUUUUUUGAACGUAUUCCAGGAUCUGUAGGUGCCUUCAUGUCGUGCAUCUGUGGCUCGGCAAACCAUUUUCGUAAAUCACGGUGCACGUCUCAGGGACACGUGUUGAACACGCUGACGAUCUCCCCCAAGGACAUGUCACUUGCAGACCUAGUAUCUGAGUUAGGGACACGCACUAAAUUGGAACCACGACUUUCUGGGGUAGUGCUUCGUUCGAUGUUGGUGUGUCUUUUUGUGUCUGAUGGCAUUCCAAUGAUAUCAUCCGGGGACGAGUAUGGUCACUCCAGCUUCGGCCAAGUUUCUUCUUUAAGCUCGUCCUUAGAAACUGAACCAACAGUUUUCAGGUGGGAUGCCACAGCCAAAUACUCUGAGGGAGCGUGUAUGCGUUCCUUCAUCGCAGCUCUCUGUGCAUUUCGUCACCGACGUGCCGAUCUCUUUAGUGCUGGGGGGAAUAAUGUAAGCUGGAGCGGGCUAGAUGGGGCAACGCCAAAUGCUUGGAAUGACCCUCUAGCACCAUCUGUCGCAAUGUGCCGGCGCACUGCUUCAACACUCUCACGCCAGCUGAGGACGACCACUCAGGAUGUUGUCGUGAUUUUCAAUGGCUCAGCGGAGUUAGUUCCAGCAGUGGUAGGCCAUCCACCACCUGGUUUUGUGUGGGUCCGGGUCAUAGACACCAGCCUGGUAUUUCCAUCAGAUUGUGCUCUCACGUCUGUGACUCUGGCCGGGCCUCGAGGUACCUACCUUGUUGCGCCUCACACUGUUCUAGUUCUGGAGAUGGCCCCUUCUCCUCUGGAACAUGUUAAUCCAACUGCUGAUUUGGCUUACGUUGAUCGAUAGAUAAUUCGACGAUAGAUGAUUCAAACACUAAGUAGCUAAGACUAAAUCUAGAGACUCUUCUGAGGUACUUCCGGAAGUACCUUCUAAGAUACCUUCUAAGAUACCUUCUGAGGUAUUGAAGUAACAGCCAAAUCGCCACAUUGGU
This is a messenger RNA of Micromonas pusilla CCMP1545, 3018 nucleotides long. RefSeq names its product glycoside hydrolase family 13 protein (gene ISA2). Gene Ontology annotation, molecular function: isoamylase activity. The transcript is spliced from 2 exons. NCBI's taxonomy places the organism in Eukaryota, Viridiplantae, Chlorophyta, Mamiellophyceae, Mamiellales, Mamiellaceae. The coding region runs from base 36 to 2873 and encodes 945 amino acids. Gene Ontology annotation, biological process: starch biosynthetic process. The record is from RefSeq and is a predicted model, not a curated record.